AUGGGGUUGUUGCAUCGACCAUCCCGAAGUAACGGUUCGGUCUCUAUUGGUAGUCCAUUUGGUCCCACUGGCCUUUCAUAUAUUCUUGUCAAUGCCAUGUUCAUUGGAUCAGGCCUAAAAGAUUGCAUGAGUGGAUAUUCCUAUGUUGAAAGCAUAGAAGAAUUGCUUCAUUCAUUGAAAGAUAACAACUAUGAGAUGCAGGCCUUCACAAACUAUCCCAUCUGGAAAUUUUGUUUUGUUAGGUACGAGAUGAAUGAGGACAAAUUAAACAUCUCAAAAUAUUUUUCUUCGACGUUCUGUUCAUGUAUAAGUAGGAAGAGGAAGCCUGAUCCGGAAUUCUAUUUGGAAUUCUAUUUGGCUUCUAUGUUUUGUUUGCUUGACGCAUCACUGUGA
This is a messenger RNA of Prunus mume (Japanese apricot), 393 nucleotides long. Lineage: Eukaryota; Viridiplantae; Streptophyta; Magnoliopsida; Rosales; Rosaceae. The record is from RefSeq and is a predicted model, not a curated record.